UUUAUGCUACUGUUUAGUGCGGAAGUGUGUAUGCGGGUCAACCUGGGACUGUGGACGGGUUUUCAGCUGGAAGCUAUGACGACAGCAGCCAGUUGAGUAGGUAGUAUGGAAGUUAAGGCAGAGGUUAUAUCGUCUUUACGGAAACACGACACUGGAGACGAGUUUUCGCAUGUGUCCUCCCUUCCGAAAGCGUCAGUCCUGAUUCCCCUUUUCCUGAGGGAGGGUCGAGUUCAUGUGCUGCUGACUGUGCGCUCUGCUGAACUCAAACACAACCCCGGAGAGGUGUGUUUUCCGGGGGGAAAAUCCGAUCCGAGCGAUCGGGAUGAAAUUGACACAGCGCUGAGGGAGGCAUUGGAGGAGAUCAGCCUUCCUCCCGAUGGAGUAGAAGUGGUUUGCAGACUCUGUCCACUGUUGAAUCAGAGAGGCCUUCUGGUGACCCCAGUGGUGGCUUUCAUCAGCGACUCCUUCCAAGCGAGCCCAAACCCAGACGAAGUGAGCGAGGUGUUCUCUGUGCCUGUCGAGUUCUUCUUGAAGGGGACUGAUCACUCGGCUUACCCUGUACCCAACAUAGGUGCAUAUACACACAGUUUCAUCUACACUGACCCUGUCACAGGCAAGAUCCACCAGAUCUGGGGACUAACAGCCUUUCUGCUCAUACUACUGGCUGUUCUUACUUUUAAAAAGAAGCCGGAGUUUGAAGUGGGCUUUGAUUUGGAGAAUCCGCUUGCUAGCUUUCAGCAAUACCUUCAACACAGGUUAAGCAAGUUAUGACUAAUUUCAUUCAUAGUAUGAGGUGUUUGUGGCUUAUUCCUAAAAUGGGAAUAGGAAACUAUGUUUUCCUGGGAAUAAUUUUAUUUUUAAUAAAUUCAUUCAUUCACCUUCAGCACUUGCAUUAGUCUGGUCAGGGUUGUGGUCGAUCUUGAGUUUAUCCCAGGAACUUUGGAAAUGGUGCAUGAACACAUUCAUACGCAUUCACAUCUAGGGCAAUGUAGCAUAGCCAGUCCAUCCACAUGCAGGUUUUGGGGAGGUGAGAGGAAACCAGAGAACCUGAAGAAACCCACAUGGACAUAGAGAGAGAUGACGAGAGAGAGACAUGCAUGUAGACAGUAAUCCAAAAUCAAGAUCAAACCUUGGACCCUGGAGCUGUGAGGCGACAGUGAUUAUUAUUAAAACCUUACUUGAUAGUAGUAGGUAUGGAAUGAACCAUGAUAAUGUGAAAUAAAACUACAUGCCAAGCCCUGUAGCCCAGUGAUGCAAAUUUAUUGUAAAUCAUAUUCUCAUAGUGGACUGUGUCUGCUAAUCGAAUUUUGUGAUAUUAUGUGAAAUAAAAUAAAAAGUGUGAUCUCAUGUCUCAUCA
Molecule: messenger RNA, 1357 nt
Organism: Pangasianodon hypophthalmus (striped catfish)
Lineage: Eukaryota; Metazoa; Chordata; Actinopteri; Siluriformes; Pangasiidae
Gene: nudt7
Product: nudix (nucleoside diphosphate linked moiety X)-type motif 7
Exons: 3
Coding region: 106-771 (221 amino acids)
Biological process (GO): coenzyme A catabolic process; nucleoside diphosphate metabolic process
Molecular function (GO): coenzyme A diphosphatase activity; manganese ion binding; acetyl-CoA hydrolase activity
Source: RefSeq, a predicted model, not a curated record